Fulvia fulva is the source of this 2433-nucleotide messenger RNA. RefSeq lists its product as uncharacterized. Bases 1 to 2433 code for a protein of 810 amino acids. Lineage: Eukaryota; Fungi; Ascomycota; Dothideomycetes; Mycosphaerellales; Mycosphaerellaceae. The transcript has 4 exons. The record is from RefSeq and is a predicted model, not a curated record.
AUGGCGCACGGACUUUCUGUGGCUCAAGCGGCAGCUUUGAUCAACGCUGCCUUUACCAUUGCAAAGUUCAGCUUUCCUAUGCUGACAUCGAUAAUUGCCAUUAGGUCUUUGAAGAGUCAACCUAACGCAGCGACUUGGUCGGUCUUUGGCCGACUCAUCAACGAGUCGCUGUGGCCAAAAUUCCUAAGCACCGAUACGGCUUCACCGAGAAGGGUACAAAAACGGAUUACUGCACUGGCUGUAGCGUCGACGGCCGUCGCUUGGAUCCUCGCGGUAUCGGUUGCUAUCACGCCGCUUGGCUUGCACGAAACAACAAUACUCAAGCAAGAAGACAACGCACUUUUCGUACAUGCCGUGGACGAGUCUGCGAUUAAUCAGGCCACCAGGUCCAGAGCAGCAUACAUGGCUAACAGAAGAUGCGGUUCUUUGCUUGCAGUAUCAUGCCCCGGUAACACCGACAAUCACACGAUAACGGUUGGCAACCGGACUGUGUGGGCGGGUGUAGGGAAUCAAGAUCUCAUGUCGACUACCAUCGCCGACAACAUCACCGACGCGUUUUCAGCCGCGACUCGAGCCGGCGGAUCGACCAUCGCCGGCGUUUUCGAUAUUCAAUGGCGCUCUUACCUGAACUAUAACAACGCUACAAACCCUGGUAAUAGUGAGCCCUGGUUUGAUGAAGGACGGCCACGCACAACAGACUCCUUCAGGUUCUCGCAGAACUUCGCCACUCAAGAUCUCAUACAGCUUGUCAAUGGUCUCAUUGUUUCAACCCUGUCUGACGGAACGCGUGGGAUCGGAUUUCGCAACCACACCAUACCACUGGGCUCUGCGGAUCAGCUCGGUCAUCGUUGGGAGGAGCAUAUCCUCUGGCUUGCACCUGAGACCCAUUGCACCAAUCUAAACCUUUCAUACGAUGUGUCAAUACCGGGACCAAAUAGCUCCCGUCUCGAUAGGCAAAGAAUGCGUGUGACGGAUCACGGCGGACUCUUUGAUCGAGACGAAAAUUAUCGAAUUCUCACCUUGAACGAUACCCAAGAUGACCCGAAACUUCAAGGCAGGUCUUGGAAUGCUGCAGUCUAUACGAACAGGCUCCUCAAGAGCUUGCUGAACGAAGGCUAUAAUGAGGAUCACGAGCAUGAACCGAAAGAAUACCCUCUUGACAAGUAUACACCGUCCGAACUAUCGUCCGAUCAGCGCGAGCUGCGACAGAUCUCGUUAAGUCGGUUCGGCGAAUUCUCCAAGUAUUACGGACCUGCGCCAAACUUGCCACUCGAUAUGAGCAUGCUAAAUUCUAGAACUCCCGCGAACAAAUCCUGGACCGAAUCUUGGGCAAAUAUAUCUAGCUCGCUGAAGAACAUUGAGAGCAUUGAUUCGCAUGUGCUAGGUUGGUCAGGUGUGCUCACCAAUAUUUCCCAAGCUGGUGCGGUCGGGGGCCUACUGCUCGGUCCCGGCAGGAGAAUUGAUGCCGGCUCGCUCGCAGAACAGCCUGCGGCUAUAGACUCUCACGUUGAACCAGGCUCGAAUUGGACUCAGCCGCUCUACGCAUGCGUAUCAGCUAUCAAAGCGUCUGUCAAGAAGGUUCGCUUCAGCACGAAUGGCACAACCAUACAUGGCCGCCUCAGCGACAUCCAGGUCGAGUCCAUCAUCGCCUCCGACAUGCCUGUGACAUGGGGCGUAGAGAACUCUGGGCGGACUGCGUCCUGGAUCCAGCCAUUGUGGGGCAUUGUGAGUCCGGACGCAAGCCAGACCCACGACGUAUUCACUCUACAGCGGCCGGAAUUAUACCUACCCACAGGCUCAGACAGUGUCUUUUUCACUGAGUUUGAACGCGGUGGUGACGCCGCUGCUGGUGCAAAGGCACCAUUCCAAGCCCUGGGUACUAUCUACUCAUUCGACUUCCCAGACUCAUUCCCAACAUUGACGGGGUACGCGAACUGGCCAAUCGCCCAGAAGUGGGCUCAACUCAGCAGAAACGCUUCUUCUGUCGGCGACAUCAUUAACCUGCUCUGGGUCGAGCUCAUGGCCAAUGCUGUGGUCGGCACAAAAAGUGUGCUCUCCCAGCCGGACGGCCCUGAUCUGGAAAUGGUCACUAUGCCUGCAUGGUACUACGAGCGCAGCCUUGCCUACGACUGGAUCUACGCUAUACCAGCUCUGAUCUUCGCAACUAUUUAUCUGGCCGCAUUGAUCUUGUCUCUGGUCUUGGCAAUUCCGAAGCGCUUGAGCUUUGACGAUAUUCGCUUCAUGCUCAAUCAGAGUGCUGCUGUCAGGACUAUGACUACGGAGCGCUUCAAAAACGAUGGCGACAGAGCUCGAGCUAAGACUAAGAAAUGGGUUGAAGAGCUUGGUGAUGAAAUCGUCCAGUUGCCAGCACAGCUCAAGGAUGCGGCUGCGAAGCAAGAGCAGAGUCUGCUGUCGCCGACCGUUGCUGCAUAG